AUGCAUAAUGAGCCCACACUCAUCAGAUUGGAAUGCCUUGGCCCAAUCAGUUAUCAGACUGGAAUGCCAAUAUGCAACAGGUUCAAUCAAUCAUCAGACUGGAAUACCGAGGGUUUGUCGGUAUGCCGCCUUAACCCAACCGCUCUUCUCGAGCCUCCGUGCAUACACCUUACAGCCGGCCCGCACCAGGAACCAAGCUGCCAAGCUGAUGAUGGAGCUAAUACUGCAAUAGUUGAUGACUAUGAACCAUUUAUAGAUGAUUACUCACUUUAUGCUGAUUAUGAUGCUGAGUUUAAUGUUCAAACUUCAUUUGAACAACAACCAAAAGUGGAUUAUCAAGAAGGUAUGGUGAGUGAUGAUAGUGGAGAGGCUUUCUAUUCUGAGAGUGACCAUGGUUCUGAGGAUGGUGGAGAUGAUUCUGAUGACAAUGAAUACAAUGUGGAUGAGUCUAACAUACAAUUUGAUGUAGAUGUAGACAUGAGUGAAUUCCAUAAUGAUGUUGAUGUAGAUGAAAAUGGAAUCUUGAACAAUCAUUCAAAAGAUGAAGGGAAUGACAUGGUUGAUGAUGAGUUGGAAGUUAUUGCCACUGAUGAUUAUCAAUUUGCGGGAUUUAAUGAAGAUGAUAGGAAGAGACUGCUAAAAGAGUUGAGUAAGUCAAGUACAUGCUCACAUGGAGAGGUUCAUGUAAAACCAUUUCAGAUUGGCCAGGUCUUCAAAACCAAGUGUGAUGUUAAAAACUACAUGGACUCACAUGCUGUAGCAACAAGGAGGUCUUUAUACCUAGCAAAAAAUGACAAAAUCUGGAUUAGGGUGAAUGUAGAGGUGUUGUAA
Lactuca saligna is the source of this 831-nucleotide messenger RNA. The record is from the annotation of a GenBank genome assembly. Lineage: Eukaryota; Viridiplantae; Streptophyta; Magnoliopsida; Asterales; Asteraceae.